UUCCCCAUUUCUUUUUACACUGUUAUAAGACAAUAACAAUGAAUGCACUACAACCAAUUAAUCAGGACCAAACCAGAGAACUUUGAAGUGCUGUUUAAAAAAGAAAAAUGUUGCUUCCUCUUAUACUAUUUCUAUUGCUGGGAGCACCCUACUCUAGAGCAGCAGUAGUUUGUGAGGAAAAGAGCUCAGCAGGGUCUAAUGGAACCCAUGAAUGUGUUUGUCCACUGCACACUGCACUUGAUCCCUCUACUGUAACAUUACAAACAUCAGGGCCAUGGGGUGGAUCAGGAGGUACAGCAUUCUAUGAUGGUACUGCUUCAGCUAUAUCUGCAGUUCAUAUCAGGCAUGGAAAGGCCAUUUAUUCUUUCCAAACACAGUAUGUGAUUGGUACUACCCUACACUGGUCACAACCCCAUGGUAGCUCUGAUGGAGAGCUUGUCAUAUUGAACUUGAACUAUGAGGAAGAGUACGUAGGACAGAUAAAAGGCCAUUAUGGGGAUGUAAUCCUGCCAUGUCCUUGUCAAACAGUGAAUUCCAUAGAGUUCAAAGUGGUGAACAGUAAGAGUGGAAUAGCUAGGACUAUUGGACCCUUUGGCAAUCCUGUGGGUACACCAUUUGCAUCUCCCAUGGGGGCCAAGAUUGUUGGUUUCUAUGGACAUGCAGGCACAGCCAUUGAUCAGAUUGGUGUCUACAUUCACUCUGCCCCUAACAAGUUACAUUGCGAUACAGUCUCUGCCUCUUGAACAUUGAGCAUUGAGCAUGAUCAGUGUUAUGAAAAAAUGGUCUUGCCAUAGCAUAUAGUGUAGCUGGUAUUUAUCAUCUUGUGUCUCUUAUGGAAGCUAAGCCAUCAUUAAGUACCUGGUGCUUGCUUUCUUUUGGUUGGUAUUGAACAUCACAUCAUCUUAACAUUACCUAAAGGUAUUUUUUGCUAAUCAAGAUGUUGGGUUUCCUCUAAAUUGUGUUAUAUUUCAUUA
Messenger RNA from Cryptomeria japonica (Japanese cedar), 974 nucleotides. Its product is annotated as jacalin-related lectin 3. Gene Ontology annotation, molecular function: carbohydrate binding. The record is from RefSeq and is a predicted model, not a curated record. The transcript has 4 exons. Lineage: Eukaryota; Viridiplantae; Streptophyta; Pinopsida; Cupressales; Cupressaceae. The coding region runs from base 108 to 743 and encodes 211 amino acids.